Molecule: messenger RNA, 814 nt
Organism: Musca domestica (house fly)
Lineage: Eukaryota; Metazoa; Arthropoda; Insecta; Diptera; Muscidae
Exons: 1
Coding region: 30-755 (241 amino acids)
Source: RefSeq, a predicted model, not a curated record
UUGUACAGACAGCAAUAAUUCGAAAGAAAAUGCGUUCUUUUAUCAUUUUGUGUUUGGUGGCCACCGCUUGUGCCCAAUAUAACUAUGGUGCUGGUGUCAGUUCAGGACCAUCGUAUGGCGAUGCUGGAAAUUAUGGUGCCGGUAGCAGUGUGACUCCCUCUUUUGCUCCUCAAGGUGGAGCUUUGGAAAAGGAAUUCUACACAUUCACUGCCAACGAUGCUGACUUCAAUGAACCCGCUGCCUCCAACCAAUUCAACAAUGCUGCCAAACAGAAUCUCCGCGUUAUUUUCAUUAAGGGUCCCGAAAAUAAUGGUUUGGAAAAUGCUGCCUUGGCUUUGGCCAAACAAGCUGCUGAACAAAAAACCGCCAUCUAUGUUCUCAACAAACAACCUGAUCUUGCUGGUUUGGCUGAUAAAUUGAACGCUGUCAACAACAAUGUGAAUCACAAACCCGAAGUUCACUUUGUCAAAUACCGCACCCCUGAAGAUGCCGCCAACGCCCAAAGAGCCAUUCAAAGCCAAUACGACAGUUUGGGUGGUACUUCUCAGAGCUUCAACGGUGGUGUUGCUCCUGCCUUGAACUUUGCCUCUCAAGCUUCUCAUGGUUCUUACGGUCCUGGUUCUGCUUCUCAUGGAUCUUAUGGUGCUGGUUCUGCUCCAUCUAGCCAAUAUUUGGCUCCCGCUGCCAGUGGAACACCAAGUGAAAGCUAUUUGCCACCUUCCAUCUUGCGUCGUCUUCGUCUCCGUCACAAGUAAAUUUGGUAUAAUUAUUGAGUAGUUAUGUAAGUUUCGUUGGUGUUUUUUCUCCUUUUUGA